CCAUCAAAUCUCGUCUCCCCUUAAAAUUGGCGUUUUUUUGGUUUACCAUUUUUAUUCACUUUUUAAAAAAAAAUUGGGAAGCCAUGGGAGUGGAAUCGAACUCCAGCGAAACUCGGCAAGCAGUUCCCACGGCGACGACCGCCGACCAAAUCCAAGAGCUGCUCGAGGCAGCUAGGUAUGGUGACAUUGACGAUGUCAUAAGCCUAUUCUCCAUGGGUGUUUCUCUUGAUUCUAAAGAUUCCCAAGGCCGAACAGCACUUCAUAUGGCUUCUGCUAAUGGGCACCUUGACAUUGUGCAAUAUCUCAUCCAGAAUGGUGUGGAUGUCAAUGUGUCAAAUGCAGAAAGGAAUACUCCCCUUCAUUGGGCGUGCCUCAAUGGUCAUAUUGAGGUAGUGAAGGCUUUGAUCCUGGCACGAGCUACUGUAAGUGCGCUGAACAGCUAUGAGCGAAGCCCAAUGGAUGAAGCAGUGAAUAGAGGGAAAAUGGAGGUAGUCGAUGCGAUCAGCACUGCAGUGGCUCAAGUGGAACUCGAAGGGGUUGGCGUUUCUUAACACAGUGAGUGAGGAUUACGUGAGAACACCUACCAGCUUUAUCCGACUUAAAAGAGUUAAAAGAGGUUUCUUUUUGUCCUCAGGACUGUUAUGUACGAAAUGUUCAUUGUACCAUAGAGAUAAUAGCAUUUGGCCCCUGUUUGCUUCUUGGAAAUUCUAGGGAGAGAGAACUUUAUUUAAAGAACAUUAAAUUAAGAUAAGUGGAUCCGAGGUUGUUCCUCCUUUCCAUUUUGUC
Asparagus officinalis (garden asparagus) is the source of this 786-nucleotide messenger RNA. Its product is annotated as ankyrin repeat-containing protein P16F5.05c. Gene Ontology annotation, molecular function: protein binding. Bases 84 to 551 code for a protein of 155 amino acids. Lineage: Eukaryota; Viridiplantae; Streptophyta; Magnoliopsida; Asparagales; Asparagaceae. The record is from RefSeq and is a predicted model, not a curated record. The transcript has 6 exons.